Messenger RNA from Gasterosteus aculeatus aculeatus (three-spined stickleback), 2142 nucleotides. RefSeq names its product cytochrome P450 3A27. Gene Ontology annotation, molecular function: oxidoreductase activity, acting on paired donors, with incorporation or reduction of molecular oxygen, reduced flavin or flavoprotein as one donor, and incorporation of one atom of oxygen; steroid hydroxylase activity; iron ion binding. Lineage: Eukaryota; Metazoa; Chordata; Actinopteri; Perciformes; Gasterosteidae. The record is from RefSeq and is a predicted model, not a curated record.
ACUGUAACGUAAACGUUUAGACGAGGAGCCCGACCUGCCUCGCGCUACUCGCCGAGCUUCCCCCGAAUCUGCCGCAGUCACACCGGGAGCCGAGCAUGGGGUUCCUCCCGGAGCUCUCCAUCCAGACCUGGACGCUGAUCGUGUUCCUCGUCACUCUGAUCACAGUGUAUGGAUAUGCACCGUACGGAUUCUUCAAGAAACUGGGCAUCCCUGGACCCAGACCCUUGCCCUUUAUCGGGACGUUUCUGGAGUACAGAAAGGGGAUCCACAAUUUUGACACAGAAUGCUAUGAGAAAUACGGAAAGGUGUGGGGGAUCUACGAUGGCAGGGUCCCCAUCCUGGUAACCAUGGACACGGCUAUGAUCAAAUCAAUCUUGGUGAAGGAGUGUUAUUCUAACUUCACUAACAGACGGGAUUUUGGUCUAAAUGGAGCCUUGAGAGACGCCAUAACAGUGGUGGAAGAUGAGGAAUGGAAGAGGAUUCGAAGCAUACUCUCUCCGUCAUUCACCAGUGGGCGCCUGAAAGAGAUGUACUCCAUAAUGUUGCAGCACUCGGGUAAUCUGAUAAAGAGCCUUCACAAGAAAGCAGAGGCUGGUGAAGUCGUGGACGUUAAGGACAUAUUCGGACCCUACAGUAUGGAUGUCGUGGCCAGCACUGCCUUCAGUGUGGACAUCGAUUCUAUCAACAAUCCGUCUGAUCCUUUUGUAGCAAACAUUAGGAAACUGGUCAAGUUCACCUUCCUGACCCCCCUGUUUCUGCUUUUGGUUCUCUUUCCAUUCUUGGAGCCGAUGCUCGAUAAGAUGAAUGUGACUCUGUUCCCUGCCGAAUUAUUAGACUUCUUCUACAGCUUUCUAAAGACAAUCAAAUCAGACCGGAGUAAGAAUGAACACAAGAACCGAGUGGACAUCAUGCAGUUGAUGGUGGACUCUCAGAUGUCAGAGACAACCAAAGAGGAUCCAAGCGCCCACAAAGGACUGAGUGACAGUGAGAUCCUGUCUCAGGCUAUGAUAUUCAUCUUCGCUGGCUACGAGACAAGUAGCGGCACAUUGGGAUUUUUAGCCUACAACCUGGCCACUAACCCCGAUAUCCAAAAGACCCUGCAAGAGGAGAUAGAUGAAACAUUCCCAAAUAAGGCUCGGCCCACCUAUGACGCCUUGAUGCAAAUGGAAUACCUGGACAUGGUGUUGAACGAGUCGAUGAGGCUGUACCCUAGUGGCAAUCGAUUAGAUCGAGUGUCAAAGUCUUCUGUGGAAAUUGAGGGUGUGACCAUCCCUAAGGGAACCGUUGUCAUGAUCCCAGUUUACACACUCCACCGUGAGCCUACUUUGUGGCCUGAGCCCGAUGACUUCAAGCCUGAAAGGUUCAGCAAAGAGAACAAAGACAGCAUUGAUCCUUAUUCCUACCUACCAUUCGGAGCAGGUCCAAGGAACUGCAUCGGAAUGCGGUUUGCUCUCUUAAUGAUGAAGCUGAGCGUGGUGGAGAUCCUCCAGAACUUCAGCUUCGUCACAUGCAAGGAGACACAGAUUCCAUUGGAGCUGUCAACGGAUGGAUUUACCACGCCCAAGGACAGCAUCAAUCUGAAGCUGGAGCCCAGAGGAGCCCACUGCUGAUCCUCUGCCAGGCUAACUCUGGUCAGGACACAAGUCAAAAUGGCCAACUUGUGACACUUUCAAUAAAGUUAAUGUUAAAGCGUCUUUGAGACAUUUAGAAAAGCGCUAUAUAAAACCAAUUAGUAUUAUAUUAUUAAUAAGGAAACAUGACAUAAUAAAGUUGUAUUAUUAUUAUUGUACUAUUAUUGUAAUUGCAAUAAGAAAACUGUCCCAGCCAACAACUUGGCUACAAAAAAAAGUGUUUCUAUGUAUUGUAACAGACUAUAUGCAUUUGUGUAAUCUCUUUUGAUAUUAUUGAUAAUAACAAGUUUGCUUUAUGAUAAAUCUCCAUUCCUGAUCUUGCUUUUACUAAUCUUGUAAAAUUAUUUUUUACCACGAUCAAGUCCAACAUAAAAUUUUAAAUAUAUGUUUAACAAGGUAGUAUUAACAAAUAUUAUACUAUGUGGGUGAGACUCCGGCUUUGCUUGUUUCCAUGUGAUUAGUGAUUGCAUUUUUCUUUUUUAAUCUAUCCAAUAAAAUUGGGUCAACGUGA